AUGUCGGGGACACCACUAGAUACUGCUCCCGAUGCGAAAAGCAUUCGUGAUGUGGGCUUUGACCCGGAGGCCGGCGCGGUCGUGGCUGAGAAGACUCCUGAGAAAGUUGACUCAGACCCGGCAUCCAUCCAAGAACAGUCGGCGCCCAAACGGAAACCCGUGGCCUUCUACUUCGCCUUUCUGUCGCUCGUGAUCAUGGUCCUGAUCGUCUCGUUGGACUCAACAGCUCUGGCCGUUGCCAUUCCGGUUCUGACCAACCAACUGAACGGCACCACGCUCGAGGCAUUCUGGGCGAACCUGUCCUUCAUGCUCUCCGUCGUCAUCACCCAGCCUCUCUACACCAGCGCUUCCGACGUUAUCGGCCGAAAACCUCUGCUCUACGGGGCGUUCCUGUUCUUCUUCGUUGGCUCCAUCGUCUUCGCCGUUGCCCAGAGCAUGGCCGUCGUUAUACUCGGGCGUGUCAUUCAGGGCCUUGGCGGCGGAGGCCUCGAUGUGCUCAAUGAGAUCAUCAUAUGCGACAUUACAACGCUCAAGGAGCGUCCAUUCUGGCUGGGCCUCCUGGCUGUCCCCAUGGCCGCAGGCUCUAUUCUUGGCCCUGUUAUUGGUGCUCUUUUCAGCGAAUUCGUCGACUGGCGAUGGAUAGGUUGGAUUAACCUGCCGCUCGUCGCCAUCAGUGCUGCCUGCGCUUUCUUCUUCAUGCAUCUGAAGCCCAUUGAAGGGACAUUGGGUUCACGUCUCGCCAGACUCGACUGGCUGGGUAUGGCUCUGUUCGUCACCGGCUGCACCAUCUUCUCCCUACCGCUGAGCUGGGCUGGUGCAUUAUAUUCAUGGGGCUCUUGGCGGACAAUUGUCCCCCUGGUUAUCGGUGUCCUUGUUCUGGUUGCCUUUGGCGUAUACGAGAAGAGACCAGCUGAGCCUGUCAUCCCCUACCGGUUCUUGACCUCCAUCACCUCCCUGGCCACACUCAUUGGAGGUUUCAUCCACGGUCUGGUUCUAUACCCCUCAUUGCUUUACCUGCCCUUGUUCUUCCAAUCCGUCUUUCUCCAAACACCUUUGGACUCGGCUGUCUCCAUCCUACCCUUGUGCUGUGUCCUAAUCGCCUUUAGCUUCAUCUCGGGCUUUGCAAUCGACCACCUGCGACGCUAUCUCUGGCUCCUAUGGGCCUCCUGGGUUGUCAUGACAGUCGGCACAGGCUUAUAUGCUCUGUGGGGAGAGAAGUCCACGGUGGCCAUGACAGCCAGCUUUCAGGUGCUGGCGGCUAUCGGUCUCGGCGUCCAAUUUGUCGUCCCCGCCGUCGCCAUCCAGGCAAGUGUCAAGCCAGACGACCAGGGUCUUUCGGUCGGGCUUCUCGUCUCUUUCCGUCUCUUCGGCGCCCUGAUUGGCCUGGCCAUUGGAUCGACCAUCUUCAGCAACGUCUUCGCUCGGUCGAUUGCGAAGGUUGGCCAACUUCCUGCUGCUAUCUCUAUCCUCGAGGACUCGGCCGAGGCGGUGGGCUUCAUCCCCUAUCUGCGAGACGUGGACCUGGAGGAGCAUAUAAUGCAUGGCGUCCGGCUUGCCUACGCUGACUCUUUCCGGGCAGUCUGGUACUUGAUGGCGGGCUUCAGCGGCUUCGGUUUCCUGUCCUCUCUGUUUGUCAAGGAGUUGUCCAUUGAGACAGAGGAGGUUGGAAGACAGAACAUGGAAACUUAA
Molecule: messenger RNA, 1689 nt
Organism: Clonostachys byssicola
Lineage: Eukaryota; Fungi; Ascomycota; Sordariomycetes; Hypocreales; Bionectriaceae
Source: the annotation of a GenBank genome assembly